Molecule: messenger RNA, 1080 nt
Organism: Rotaria socialis
Lineage: Eukaryota; Metazoa; Rotifera; Eurotatoria; Philodinida; Philodinidae
Source: the annotation of a GenBank genome assembly
AUGGAACAAGAAAAAUUAACUCAUACUGAAUUAAAAUAUUUAAAAUAUGUAUCUCUAGAAUUCGAUUUCAUAAAUUUUCAUAAAUUUGAAGAAGUUAUGAAAAAGUGUUUUUAUCAUGUUCAAAUGUUACGUCUUACAACAGGUUAUAAUGAAAAAUGCUUAAAUGGUAAGCGAUGGCAACAAUUAAUAAUGUCCUACAUGCCAUAUUUACGUAUAUUUGAUAUAAAUCAUCAAGAUUAUAUUGAGAAGAAAAAUUUCACAUAUCAUCAUAUAAUUAAUCAGUUUAAUUCUUCGUUUUGGACGGAAAAAAAAUGGUUUUUUACACAUCAACAUGAUCAGAAGAAACAAUCAACUAGCGGAAUUCUUUAUUCAACCGCUCCAUAUCGACGAAAAGAUUAUUCGUAUUAUUGGGAACCAGUCAAUACAAAAUGCUCAAAUAUUCAAAAAGAAAAUUUCAAUUCGGUUAAACAUCUUCGUAUUGCUAGUGAAGAAAUCGUUAACGAUUGUCUGAACUAUUUCCCAAAUGUUAAUGAAUUAUCUAUUGAAAAUAAAUUUACAACAUCAGGUGAUUCGAUUAUUGCAACUCUUCGUCGUAUGAUUUCUUUAAGGCAACUGACUAAGCUAGUUAUUGAGUCUCAUUUAUUUCCCAUGAAAGACAUUAUCAAUCUAUUACUUUUGACACCUAAUGUACAUACAUUAACCUUGAAUUUAUAUAUUUUGGAUUAUUUUAAUAUAAAUUCAAAUAGACAAAAAAAAAUUUGUCAAUAUGUAUCAAAGAAAAAUAAAAUACAAAAUUUAAUUCUUAAUCAGAAAUGUUCAUUAACUGAAAUACAAUUUAUUGUAUAUUUAUUACCAAGAUUAAAAUGUCUCAAGGCUCAAAUGGAAAGGAAAGAAAUAGGACAAAUAAUUCGAUUUUUAUUAUCGAAAACUCAUAAUAGAACACGAAAUUUGUUCUAUUUAUGUAUUUUGGAGGUGCCAAAAGUAUGCCUAACAGAAACAAAAGUUUUAAUUGAAUCAAAAAACUUACUCAAUGAUUAUUCUAUUAAAUAUAUUGAUCGUGAUUUACAUUUAUGGUGGUAA